AUGGAAAGCGGUUUAAUUCCACCAAAUUUGCACUUUACAAGUCCAACGAACGGUGUGAAAUGUUUCGAGGAAGGAAAACUUCAAGUAGUUACGGAACCAACUCCAUGGGAGGGUGGCUACGUAGGGAUAAACUCGUUCGGUUUCGGUGGCGCAAAUGUUCACGUUUUGCUGAAAUCGUUCACGAAGGAGAAAGUGAACAAUGGAGCACCUUCUGAUGAUUUGCCUCGAUUGGUAGCAGUGUCUGGUCGCACAAAGGAAGCAGUGGACAUCCUCCUCAGCCACUUGGAAAGUAUACCUGUGGACGUAGAAUACAUUCGACUUUUACAAGAUGUACAUGCCGAAGACAUACCUGGAUACAUGUUCCGAGGCUAUACACUCCUUAGUUCCAAACCAUCAGAAAAACCAGUCAAAGAGAUUGAACAAUAUUCUGGCGUGAAAAGGCCCAUUUGGUUUGUCUUUUCUGGAAUGGGAUCCCAGUGGCCUGGCAUGGGAACUAGAGUCGGCGAUCCUGAAGAACUAAACGCGAUCGAUAAAGUAUUUUGUCAGGGCAGAAGUACACCCCUCAAGAUUGGUUCCGUUAAAUCGAAUAUGGGUCAUACAGAACCUGCUAGCGGUCUCUGUUCAGUGGCUAAGGUCAUCAUUGCGAUGGAAAGCGGUUUAAUUCCACCAAAUUUGCACUUUACAAGUCCAACGAACGGUGUGAAAUGUUUCGAGGAAGGAAAACUUCAAGUAGUUACGGAACCAACUCCAUGGGAGGGUGGCUACGUAGGGAUAAACUCGUUCGGUUUCGGUGGCGCAAAUGUUCACGUUUUGCUGAAAUCGUUCACGAAGGAGAAAGUGAACAAUGGAGCACCUUCUGAUGAUUUGCCUCGAUUGGUAGCAGUGUCUGGUCGCACAAAGGAAGCAGUGGACAUCCUCCUCAGCCACUUGGAAAGUAUACCUGUGGACGUAGAAUACAUUCGACUUUUACAAGAUGUACAUGCCGAAGACAUACCUGGAUACAUGUUCCGAGGCUAUACACUCCUUAGUUCCAAACCAUCAGAAAAACCAGUCAAAGAGAUUGAACAAUAUUCUGGCGUGAAAAGGCCCAUUUGGUUUGUCUUUUCUGGAAUGGGAUCCCAGUGGCCUGGCAUGGGCGAGGCAUUGAUGAAGUUCCCAAUUUUCUACAAGGCUAUUCAAAAGUGCGAUGCAGUGUUGAAGCCGCACGGUGUGGAUAUCUUUGAUAUUCUUACUAACAAGGAUAAGAAGACUUUCGAUAAUAUCUUAAAUUCGUUCGUUGGGAUCGCCGCAGUCCAAAUCGGUCUUGUUGAUCUGUUAACAUCCGUGGGUAUCGAACCGGAUAAUAUAAUCGGGCAUUCUGUCGGAGAACUCGGUUGCGCAUACGCUGAUGGAUGCUUUACGGCUGAACAAAUGGUGCUCGCAGCAUAUUCUAGGGGUUUAGCAUCCAUAGAAACUAAAUUGAUUCGAGGUUCUAUGGCCGCAGUUGGUCUUGGAUACGAGACAAUAAAAGACUUGUGUCCACCUGAUAUAGAAGUUGCCUGCCACAAUGGCCCUGACAGUUCUACCAUAAGUGGACCAGCUGAAUCAAUGAAGCAAUUUGUUGCAGAAUUACAGGCUGACAAAAUUUUCGCGAGAGAAGUGCCGUGUAGCAACAUCGCGUAUCAUAGUCGCUACAUUGCCCAGGCAGGACCAAAAUUAUUAGCAUAUUUGAAAAAGGUGAUUCCCGAACCAAAAUUAAGAAGCUCCAAGUGGGUGAGCACUUCUGUACCCCGUAAUCAAUGGUAUACAGAAGCCGCUAAAUACUCUUCCGCAGAGUAUCACACGAAUAACUUGUUAAGCUCCGUAUUAUUUGCGGAAACCGCUACAAUGAUCCCGUCCGAUGCGAUAACUAUAGAAAUCGCGCCCCAUGGUCUUCUACAGGCGAUCUUGAAAAGAUCGCUAGAUCAAAGUACAGUAAACGUACCGUUAACUCAAAGAGGGCACAAAGACAACGUAGAAUACAUUUUGCAAGCAUUUGGAAAAUUAUACAACGCUGGUUUGCAACCACAAAUGGCAAAUCUUUAUCCAGCCAUACAUUUUCCAGUUAGUCGUGGUACACCCAUGAUCUCUCCCUACAUUAGGUGGGAGCACUCGGAAAAUUGGUUCGUUCCAGCGUACACACAACGUCUGAAAAUUACUACCGCCGAAAGGAUGGUUAACGUGGCGCUUAAAGAUGAAAAUUAUGAGUACAUAAUGCAUCAUGUGAUCGAUGGAAGAACGUUGAUCCCAGCUACUGGAUAUCUUAUUAUGGCUUGGGAAACCCUCAGCAUGUUACAAGGGAAACUGUACGAUGAAGUAUCAGUGGUUUUCGAGGAUAUAAGGUUUGAACGCGCAACCACUAUAUCCGUGGAUAAAUGGUUCGAAAUAAUAAGCUCUAGCGGUACUGCAGGUUCCGGAAAAUUCGAGAUAUCGGAAAAAUCUACGGUAGUCGUAACAGGGAAGAUCCGUGAAUUGACGAAUCCCACAAAAGAAAAUAUUGAUGUCAAAUAUUUGACACCAGUUGACGAUAUAGAAUCUCUUAAUCAUAAGGAUAUAUACACAGAAUUGAAACUUCGUGGCUACGAGUACACGGGGCUAUUCCGUGGCCUGAAGAGUGCAUCUACUAAAGGAACUAGAGGACGUAUUGUCUGGUACAAAAACUGGGCCGCAUUUAUGGACAAUAUGUUACAAAUGAAAAUACUGAGCCUGGAUACCAGAGCCUUAUAUGUGCCAACAGCCAUAAGUAGGAUAACGAUAGACGUGACAGGACACAAUGACAGGAUUCGCUAUUUUACAGAAGAAGACAAUGAAAUACCAGUAGCUGUUUACAAAGAUUAUGACGUAGUAAAAGCCGGAGGAAUAGAAAUGCGCGGGAUAAAGGCUAAUAGUAUUCAACGGCGGAGAACAAUGGCAGACCCAGUUUUGGAAGAAUACAAGUUCGUCGCUAAUCGAGAUAAUGCACAAACAUCUUUAGAAGAAAUGAUAAUAUUAUCCACCCAACUAGCACUGGAAAGUCACAUAACAACUACUCCAAAGAUUCUUGAACGAGUCGAAAAGAAGAAUUAUUACUUCCUGAGAAUGUUACGGUAA
Ceratina calcarata is the source of this 3108-nucleotide messenger RNA. Its product is annotated as fatty acid synthase-like. Lineage: Eukaryota; Metazoa; Arthropoda; Insecta; Hymenoptera; Apidae. Gene Ontology annotation, biological process: fatty acid biosynthetic process. The transcript has 10 exons. Gene Ontology annotation, molecular function: fatty acid synthase activity. The record is from RefSeq and is a predicted model, not a curated record. Bases 1 to 3108 code for a protein of 1035 amino acids.